AUGUGGAUAUUACCGCUAGUGGGAUACUUCGGCGUGGUGGUCGGCUUUGCCUUCCUCACGCUGUCGAUUGCUUCGGGACUCUACUAUCUAUCCGAACUCGUUGAAGAACAUACAGUGCUCGCCCGCCGACUAUUGACCCGCCUGAUUUACGGCAUCAUCGCGGUUCAAGUCCUCUUGAUGAUAAUUGACCGAUUCCCCGUGUCAUUGUCUUUGCUGAGCAUUGUCUCGCACUUGGUCUACGCCAGCAACCUGCGUCGCUUCCCCAUCGUGAAACUAUCCGACCCUCUCUUCGUCCUCUCCUGUUUCCUUGUGGGCCUCAACCAUUGGCUAUGGUUCCGUCAUUUCUCGAAACCCCCUCCUCCGUCGAACAACUGGCGCCAGCCAUAUGGAGUCAAUUAUGAGGAGAUGCCAUCAUUCUCGGAGGUGGCCUCCUACUUUGGACUCUGCGUUUGGCUCGUUCCGUUUGCCUUGUUUGUCAGUCUGAGUGCGGGAGAUAACGUUCUCCCAACUAUGGGCUCCGAGUAUGCCACCGGGGACCGGGCCAAUGGCCUGGGUCACAGUCGUGGCCCGUCCGACGGCAAAUCCAAGAACAAGGGAAUGGCCAAGGCCCUGGUCGAUGGCGUCCGCGACUGGGCCCGGGAGAAUGGAGAGCUGAUGGGAUUUUGGAGGGGAGAGCAAACAAGACGAUUCUGA
Molecule: messenger RNA, 693 nt
Organism: Penicillium brevicompactum
Lineage: Eukaryota; Fungi; Ascomycota; Eurotiomycetes; Eurotiales; Aspergillaceae
Exons: 2
Coding region: 1-693 (230 amino acids)
Biological process (GO): endoplasmic reticulum to Golgi vesicle-mediated transport
Cellular component (GO): endoplasmic reticulum membrane; COPII-coated ER to Golgi transport vesicle; Golgi membrane
Molecular function (GO): COPII receptor activity
Source: RefSeq, a predicted model, not a curated record